Messenger RNA from Marmota monax (woodchuck), 2060 nucleotides. It is a transcript of the gene Acad8, whose product is annotated as acyl-CoA dehydrogenase family member 8. The transcript is spliced from 12 exons. The coding region runs from base 32 to 1273 and encodes 413 amino acids. Gene Ontology annotation, biological process: lipid metabolic process. The record is from RefSeq and is a predicted model, not a curated record. NCBI's taxonomy places the organism in Eukaryota, Metazoa, Chordata, Mammalia, Rodentia, Sciuridae. Gene Ontology annotation, molecular function: acyl-CoA dehydrogenase activity; flavin adenine dinucleotide binding.
ACUGGCUCUGGCUAAGGAAAGAGCAGUGGCGAUGUGGUGCGGAUACCGGAACCUCGGGGUGCUCCUCGGGCGGUUGCGUUGUAGUCUCCCGGUCCCCAGCAGCGGCUACCGGAGCUUGACCUCCUGCAUCGAUCCUUCCAUGGGACUAAAUGAGGAACAGAAAGAAUUUCAGAAAGUGGCCUUUGACUUUGCUGCCCGGGAGAUGGCUCCAAAUAUGGCAGAGUGGGACCAGAAGGAGGUGUUCCCUGUGGGUGUGAUGCGGAAGGCAGCCCAGCUAGGCUUUGGGGGGGUCUAUGUCCGCACAGACGUCGGUGGGUCUGGACUGUCAAGGCUUGAUACCUCUGUCAUCUUUGAAGCCUUGGCUACAGGCUGCACCAGCACCACAGCCUACAUAAGCAUCCACAACAUGUGUGCCUGGAUGAUUGAUAGCUUUGGAAGUGAUGAACAGAGGCACAGAUUUUGCCCACCGCUCUGUACCAUGGAGAAAUUUGCUUCCUACUGCCUCACUGAACCAGGAAGUGGAAGUGAUGCUGCAUCCCUCUUGACUUCAGCUAAACGACAAGGAGAUCAUUACAUCCUCAAUGGCUCCAAGGCCUUCAUCAGUGGAGGUGGUGAAUCUGACAUCUACAUAGUCAUGUGCCGAACUGGAGGAUCAGGCCCAAAGGGCAUCUCAUGCAUGGUUGUUGAGAAAGGGACCCCUGGCCUCAGCUUUGGCAAGAAGGAGAAAAAGGUGGGAUGGAACUCCCAGCCAACUCGUGCCGUGAUUUUCGAAGACUGUGCUGUCCCUGUGGCCAACAGAAUUGGGAAUGAGGGGCAGGGCUUCCUUAUGGCCAUGAAAGGACUGAACGGAGGACGGAUCAACAUUGCUUCCUGCUCUCUGGGGGCUGCUCAUGCUUCAGUCAUCCUCACUCGAGAUCACCUGAAAGUCCGGAAGCAGUUUGGAGCACCUCUGGCCAAUAGCCAGUUUCUGCAAUUCCAGUUAGCAAAUAUGGCAACAAGGCUGGUUGCCUCGCGGCUGCUUGUCCGUACUGCCGCAGUUGCUCUGGAGGAGGAGCGGGAAGAUGCAGUGGCUCUCUGCUCCAUGGCCAAGUUCUUUGCAACAGAUGAAUGCUUUGCAAUCUGCAACCAAGCUUUACAGAUGCAUGGAGGCUACGGCUACUUGAAGGAUUAUGCUGUUCAGCAGUAUAUGCGGGACUCCAGGGUUCACCAAAUCCUAGAAGGUAGCAAUGAAGUGAUGAGGAUGCUGAUCUCUCGAAACCUCCUUCAGGAAUAGCACCCACACUUGAUAUUCUGGCAUGGGGGGUGUUAUUCAGAGAUUUCAGGAAAACCUAUAUAUCAGGUGGUAUAUAAGAUGAAGGAUGUAUGCAGAUAAUCAGUACAACUUAGUUUGGACAGACCUAUGGACUGGGAAGGCUGGUAAGUAAGAAACAGUUUCAGUAUGUAGUGGCAAGAAUAAAGACAUGCAUAGAAUGUUCUGGACAGGAAAUAUCUUAUAUCUUAUGAUGAUGGCCUAGGGCUGAAUUGGGUUUCCAAGGAUGCCUUGAUGACUUUUCACCCAUUAUAAUUAUCAUAGUAUAAUGAUUUAUCUCCCAUUAUAAUAUUACACUUGUGGGGGAAAUGUAAAUGCCUCAAUUUAUACACACACACAACACACACAUACACACGUACAUUUUUUUUUUACCUAAGAGAAAAAUAUUUAGCUCUCCUGUAAAAUUUUUCUUUUUAUCCUUUUAGAUUUGAUAAAUUAGAAAUAUGCAUUUACUGGUUAUUCUUUUACAUUUAAAAUACAAAGAUUGCUCCAAAGUGCUUUGCUGUGAAUUAUCUCUUUAUCGUGAUUUUCACAAGGAUAACCUGCACAGAGUAGGCACUCAGGAGAUACUUGUGUUAAAUUGCUUGAAUUGAGUAAGCUCUGUUGUAAACAGCAACUUCCAGUGUUGCUGGUGUGUGCCGAAAUGAUUCUGGAUUCAGACUGCAUUUGCCAUUAACUGUGACUUAAUAGCCCUCUCUUUAGUUUAUUUCCUCCUAUGUAAAUUGAAGGUAAUAAAAAAGUUUCUACUUCC